CCUCCUGCACAGAGUUCGGGUCAGCCACAGGGUCAGGGUCAGUCUCAAGGGCCCAGGCCACAGUUCACCCCUAGGAGAGGUCAGUCCACACCAUCAGUGGGCAGCUCUCCAGGGAUGGGGUUCAGGGGACCAGCCCCAGCAUCUUCUGCGUGUCCACACUGUCAGAAAUGGCACAAGGGGGAAUGUUGGAGAGUGACUGGUGCUUGCUUGAGAUGUGGGUCGGCAGAACAUCAACUGAGGAACUGCCCACGCAGAACUACUACAGCUGCUCCGACACAAGCAGACAGACCUGCUCCUGCACCACCAAGGGGUAGAAGGUCUGGUAAAUCCGAAGCUGUGGGACCAUCUCAGAGGCCUACAUCUGAGCCAGCAGAGAGGCCAGAUAACAGACCACCUGCCAGAAAUUAUGCCUUGAGAGCUCAGGAGGAACAAGAUGCCCCGGACGUCAUCAGGGGUACUGGAGAUCCCGAUCAUAUAAAGUUGAAAAGGAUUAGUAUGCCUAAAUGA
Molecule: messenger RNA, 507 nt
Organism: Hevea brasiliensis (rubber tree)
Lineage: Eukaryota; Viridiplantae; Streptophyta; Magnoliopsida; Malpighiales; Euphorbiaceae
Exons: 3
Coding region: 115-507 (130 amino acids)
Source: RefSeq, a predicted model, not a curated record